Molecule: messenger RNA, 1216 nt
Organism: Siniperca chuatsi (mandarin fish)
Lineage: Eukaryota; Metazoa; Chordata; Actinopteri; Centrarchiformes; Sinipercidae
Gene: znf593
Product: zinc finger protein 593
Exons: 4
Coding region: 459-953 (164 amino acids)
Molecular function (GO): zinc ion binding; nucleic acid binding
Source: RefSeq, a predicted model, not a curated record
UUUUUAAUGCAACCGUCGGUACAUGCUUUUUUCCUAUUUUCCUCCCUUCUUCCUGUGCUGCUGUUUCAUCAUUGAGUGUAUACUGCAUAUGCAGCUUAUAAAACGACAACCAUAAAUACACUUCUGUUACAGGUUUCGUUUUGUUAUUUCCAUACAGUCUAUUAGUAUUUCUGAUCAAAACACCUCCAUCGAGGUGACAUUGGAAAGUUACGAAGAGCAAGGAAUGUAGCAUGGCACGUAGGUUGACCAUACAGUCUAUUAGCUUGACAAUAACUUACCUGGUGGCUCCACUUAGCCAGGGAUCAUACAAAUAAUAUUGCACUGAGCAAACGUGUGCAAUUUAAACACGAUUCAACUGUGGAAUCGUGUUGAGUAUUUAAUGCCAUCAUAUUAUCACGAUUAUAGCAUGACAUUAUUUUAUUUCUUUUUUCUUAUCUUUUUUGUUGCUAAACAGUGGUAUGUGGCGCCCUCUACAGGUGAACAGGUAUAACUUAACUUUUCUUGACCCGGAAGUAAAAAUCCUCCCUCUCCGCCACACGUGUGAAAGUCCUGUAGGAUCCACCAUGGGGAAGUCCAAACAAACAGGAAACCACAAGAGUGACAAGAAAAAGAACAUUGCAAAGACAUGGAAGACAAAGCGCAGGACCAAAGACCUGGACCAGAUCCACUCAGACAUGAAGCCUGAGACUGCAUCCAAGCUGCUACAUCAGGAGGUGGACUACGAUGUGACAGGAUGUGCUCAACACUACUGCUUACACUGCGCGAGAUAUUUUGUGGAUAUGAGAUCCUUGAAAGAGCACUUCAAAACUAAAGUGCACAAAAGACGGUUGAAACAGCUCAGAGAGGAGCCCUACACCCAGGCAGAGGCAGAAAGAGCAGCAGGUAUGGGCUCUUACAUCCCUCCAAAAACAGUUGAAGUGAAGACACAGUCUGUGGAGGAGGACAUGGACUGAGAGCUGCCCUCUUCAACCCAUGGACUGAUAAACUCAGUAACAGAAGCAUUAACAAAACAGUUAUUGCUUCUAUUAUUCCUUGCUGUCACAAAUGUUGAGUGCAUUGUUAAAUGCUUUUUUUGUGACACACUUCAAGCCUGGCUGUUAGACUUCUGGCUAUCACCAGAAAACCUUACCUUAUACUGGGUAAUGUAAUGCAACAUAUGUAAAUAUUGAGUAUGUGAAGAACUGUGUGGAAUGCUAAUAAACUAUAAUACAAAGUG